AAGAUGAACCCGUUAACGAAAGUGAAGCUGAUCAACGAGCUGAACGAGCGCGAAGCCCAGCUUGGGGUGGCGGAGAAGGUGUCCUGGCACUCCCAGUACAAGGACAGUGCCUGGAUCUUCUUGGGAGGACUUCCUUAUGAAUUGACUGAAGGGGACAUCAUCUGUGUCUUCUCCCAAUACGGCGAGGUUGUUAACAUAAAUCUGGUACGGGACAAGAAGACUGGGAAAUCCAAAGGAUUCUGUUUCCUUUGCUAUGAAGACCAGCGGAGCACGAUUCUGGCUGUUGACAAUUUCAAUGGCAUUAAGAUCAAAGGGAGAACUAUUCGAGUGGAUCAUGUGUCUAACUAUCGGGUUCCUAAGGACUCAGAUGAUUUGGAUGAUGUGACUAAGCAGCUUCAGGAAAAAGGCUGUGACAAUCCCAUGCCUUCAGUCAGUUUAUCUGAGGACUCUGAAGAUGACAAACCUGCCAAGAAACACAAAAAAGACAAAAAGGAAAAAAAGAAAAAAAAGAAAGACAAAGAGAAGACCAACCAGGAAGUAUAGCCCAAGCUACCAGUCUCCUCUUCAUCACCCAGAAGGAAGACGUUAAAGGAAAAGGAUGCCUCAGAUUCUAAAAAGCUCAGCAGCAAGAACUCUGAGAUGGGCCUGAAGUUUGAGUCCAGGGAGGGGCGUAUG
This is a messenger RNA of Suncus etruscus (white-toothed pygmy shrew), 675 nucleotides long. Its product is annotated as RNA-binding motif protein, X-linked 2. Gene Ontology annotation, molecular function: RNA binding. Gene Ontology annotation, cellular component: catalytic step 2 spliceosome; precatalytic spliceosome; U2 snRNP. NCBI's taxonomy places the organism in Eukaryota, Metazoa, Chordata, Mammalia, Eulipotyphla, Soricidae. Gene Ontology annotation, biological process: mRNA splicing, via spliceosome. The record is from RefSeq and is a predicted model, not a curated record. The transcript has a single exon. The coding region runs from base 4 to 543 and encodes 179 amino acids.